CCGUCCAUACCCUUAGCAACAAUAAAAUUCAAAUAAUGUUUCAUUUGUAAUUUGGGAACUUAAGUAAAAAAUUAAUACCACCACCAAGUUGAGCUAUGUUAAAUGAAUUUGAGUUAAAGCACUGCGCAUGAAAACUUUCUUGGUUCCGUUAUGUAACCGUUAGUUGGCAUAAGACCCAACAAACAACUCCCAAUUGGGCAAAAUGUCCAGGUCAGCCCCUCUCCUGCAGGUCGCCUCCGCCGUGCUCCUCCUGCUGGUGUCCUCUUGCGCGGCCACCGACCACAUCGUGGGCGCCAACAAGGGCUGGAACCCCGGCCUCAACUACACCCUCUGGGCCAACAACCACACAUUCUACGUCGCCGACCUCAUCUCCUUUAGGUACCAGAAAACGCAGUACAAUGUGUUUGAGGUGAACCAGACGGGGUACGAUAACUGCACGACGGAGGGGGCCACCGGAAAUUGGAGCAGCGGCAAGGAUUUCAUACUCCUCGACAAGGCCAAGAGGUACUACUUUAUCUGCGCCAAUGGCGGCUGCUUCAGCGGCAUGAAGGUCUCUGUUCUUGUCCACCCCCUCCCGCCUCCGCCCAAGUCUUCCAUGACCGACCACACCUCUGCUGCAGCGCCUCCGCCGAUUCGAAUUUUGGGGGUGAUUUUCGGUGCAUUGCUCUCUGCUUGUUUUGGAAUGGAUUAGGCUAGUGUGGCGAUAGUGGUUGUGGUGUGUGCGUAGAAAGUUUUUGGACCCCAUUUCUAUUUCCUGUUUUUUUUUUUUAAAUUUUUCUCUCACUCUUCAUAUAUCCAAUUGUUGUACUCCACUUCGAGAAUUUGAGUGUAAACUGGGACAUUAUGAAUGAUUAUGAUUUAUGAGAUUGAUUA
Messenger RNA from Salvia splendens (bonfire salvia), 873 nucleotides. Its product is annotated as lamin-like protein. Gene Ontology annotation, cellular component: plasma membrane. The transcript is spliced from 2 exons. Gene Ontology annotation, molecular function: electron transfer activity. The coding region runs from base 203 to 691 and encodes 162 amino acids. The record is from RefSeq and is a predicted model, not a curated record. Lineage: Eukaryota; Viridiplantae; Streptophyta; Magnoliopsida; Lamiales; Lamiaceae.